GAACGCAAGGGCAUAUACCGUCAUCCGAUCAUCCAGAAGGCGAUCAAUGCAACCUGGUUUGUGAACAGAAGCGACGAAGGCGUCAUUUUUAAGGAAUUCUUCAGUCCGGCAAUUUCCAUUGGGACAAUCGCUCUCGUUCUCACAGCGGUUCAGUGUUGCAUCGACGAAUGGGGAACAGGGAAGCACGCUGGCGUGAGCUUCUACGAGAACGAAUACAAGCCAAUCUACCUCUCCCACAAGGAGAAUCUUCUAGCUUUUGACGACUUGUCCGACGCCGCGCACCGUUUAUUGCUCAAGCUUCGCAAGAAGCUCUACAAAGAAGCGCGG
Messenger RNA from Rhodofomes roseus, 327 nucleotides. RefSeq lists its product as uncharacterized. The transcript has 2 exons. The annotation marks the transcript as partial. The record is from RefSeq and is a predicted model, not a curated record. Lineage: Eukaryota; Fungi; Basidiomycota; Agaricomycetes; Polyporales; Fomitopsidaceae.